UACUUGUUUGUUAGCAAGACCAAAACUGAAAAAAACGACUCUGUUCUGCUUCUUGAAUCUCGAUCUGGGUACAGUACGCUGUUUCUCCUUCUGCUUCACUCCAGUAGGGUAGGGUUCCAUGGAUCGUCAAUGGCGUCCCAAUCCCAAUCUCAAUCCAAGACCAAUUCAAUACCAAACCAAUCUCUGUCCCAAUUGCUUAACCCCACACUUCCCCUUUUGCCCCAACCCUUCUCCUAAUUGGCCACCACCGCCACCGCCACCAAACCCUACCAUCAACAAUUACGACUCCGAUUUCGAUAGAACCUUUAAGAAACCAAGAAUCGAAGACGACGAACGAAGAUUAAAGCUCAUUCGUGAUCACGGUCUCAAUCCACCUCAAUUUCAACACCCUCCACCACCACCGCCACCGCAAUAUCACCCUCCUCCACCACCACCGCCGCCACAUAUUCACAAUACUCCAAUUUAUCAUCCUCAACAACACCACAGCGAAUUCAAUUCACCUUUCCACGAUCCUAAUUUUCACCAUUUUCAACCUCAACCAGUGGAUAAUCAUAUUCACAAUCAUAAUUUCAAUGCACGAGAAUCACAUCAUCCUUAUCCAUAUCCAAAUCCUUACCCUAAUGGUAGUAACAAUGGUUUUUCUGACAAUAAUGCUCAAAUGGAAGCUUCUAGAUUCUACAGGCCUCCUCUUCCUACUUCUCCGCCUCCGCCACUUCCGAUGGAUCCACCCAUGUAUUUUUCUGCACCUAAGAAACCACCUUCACUAUUUCCUGUUACUUCUUCUGCGCCUCAUGAGCCUCACCCAUUUCCCCAACCUUAUUUUCACACUACUAAACCAGAAUUUUCCACUGCCUUUCCUACUGAGGAACCAUCGAAACAGUACUUGGGAGAUGCACAACCUUUUUCGAUAAACCCAUUGGCUGCCGAGAAGCCUAAGUUUGUUGAUGCUUCUCAAUUAUUCCGGAAUCCACUUCGAACUUCACGGCCUGAUCAUUUUGUGAUCAUACUUCGUGGUUUUCCAGGCAGUGGUAAGACUUACUUGGCAAAGAUGUUGCGUGAUCUAGAGGUCGAAAAUGGUGGUGAUGCUCCACGAAUUCAUUCUAUGGAUGAUUAUUUUAUGACGGAGGUUGAAAAGGUUGAGGAUAGUGAUGGACCAAAAUCUUCAAGUUCAGGAAGAAACAAGAGGCCUGUAACAAAAAAGGUCAUGGAGUAUUGUUAUGAACCUGAAAUGGAGGAGGCUUAUCGGUCGAGCAUGUUGAAAGCAUUCAAGAAAACUGUUGAGGAGGGCGUUUUUACCUUUAUUAUAGUGGAUGACCGCAAUCUGCGGGUAGCUGAUUUUGCUCAAUUUUGGGCAACUGCAAAGAGAUCGGGUUAUGAAGUUUACAUUUUAGAAGCUACUUACAAGGACCCAGUGGGUUGUGCUGCAAGGAAUGUCCAUGGAUUUACACAGCAAGAAAUAGAAAAGAUGGCUGAGCAAUGGGAAGAAGCACCAUCCUUGUAUCUGCAGCUUGAUAUGAAGUCACUAUUUCAUGGAGAUGAUCUAAAAGAAAGCAGAAUACAGGAGGUUGACAUGGAUAUGGACGAUGAUCUUGAUGAUGCUUUAGUUGCAGCGCAAGGAAGAGAAGCUGACAAAGCUGUUGUCCGUCCUGUCAAGGAUGGUGAAGGCUCCAUAAAGGAUGGGAAGAGAUGGGAUGCUGAAGAGGAACAUCCAACGGAAGUCAGAGAACUUGGUAAAAGCAAAUGGUCUGAAGAUUUUGAAGAUGACAUCGACCAAACUGAAGGUAUGAAGGGCAAUAUUAAUGCUCUGUCUGGGUUAAUUCAUCAAUAUGGCAAGGAACGAAAAUCUGUACAUUGGGGUGAUCAGGUUGGCAAAACAGGAUUUUCAAUAGGCACUGCAAGGAAGGUAACCACUUUGUCUUUAGUAAUUGGACCUGGUGCUGGAUACAACCUGAAGUCGAAUCCAUUACCUAAAGAGGAAAGUCCAACCCGAAAUAGUGUGGAAACAAAGAAGCGCAGCACAUUUCAAGAACGAAUCCGGGCGGAACGUGAAUCAUUCAAAGCUGUCUUUGAUGGGAGACGUCCACGGAUUGGACUUGAUGUAGAGGAGGACUGAGUCAGAAAUUUGGUUUACUCAUUCAUACAGAUAGGUUCAAUCUAUACCUUUGUGUAUCAUGAAUAGUUAAUUAAAAGAAAGUUGUAUUUUUUGGUUGGCUGGAAUUGAAAAACAUGCCGUCCCCAGCCGAGUUUUGUGAAAUUUUGUAAAAUUGACCGAAAGGUUAAUAUGAAAUAUAUAUUCCUGAUUUGUUAAGGUCUAGUUGCUGUCUGUAUGGAGACUAAUGUCUCAUUUAUAUCUUGUUGUAUAAUAUUAAUAGGAAUAUAUUAUAAAUAAAUUUGAGGCUGUA
Medicago truncatula (barrel medic) is the source of this 2402-nucleotide messenger RNA. Its product is annotated as YLP motif-containing protein 1. The transcript is spliced from 13 exons. Gene Ontology annotation, biological process: regulation of telomere maintenance. Bases 119 to 2113 code for a protein of 664 amino acids. The record is from RefSeq and is a predicted model, not a curated record. Gene Ontology annotation, cellular component: nucleus. Lineage: Eukaryota; Viridiplantae; Streptophyta; Magnoliopsida; Fabales; Fabaceae.